AUGAGAUUAAAAGUGACAACAAAUGAGAUGACUGGUAAAUACAUGACGUUUUGUAUAUUUUUAAUUAAAAUUUAAUAUUUAAUAUUAGAUCUUGCUGCUUUGGCAAAAAAAAUAGUUGAUCUUAUUGCUUUAGAAAGUAAAUUGCUUACACAGUAAAACUAAGCAGCCGGUGGGGUACGAUCAAUCAGAUUUUUUAAAAUUUUUGGUACUUUGAAGGCUUUCUCCUUUCAAAUUUUAGAAUUAAAACUGAUUAUCAUGUUGAUAGUCUAGCAGAACUUUAUAUUCUAAUCAAAGUCAGCUCACAAAAACCAAACCAUAAAGCUAAAUGGAUGCUCGUAAAAAUCCUAAAACUGACUUAUUAAGCAGCCUUGGCGGUAGUAGCGGCCGCAGCAGCACCAGUAGUCUUGGCAGCUGAAGUGGCACCAGUUCCAGAUGGAGCUUUAGUACCGGCUUCGGCUGGGGCUUUGUGGGCUGGAGCUUUGUGGGCUGAAGUGUGGUGGGCUGGAGCUUUGUGGGCUGGUGGGUGGUGGGCUGGCUUUUUGUGA
Messenger RNA from Bursaphelenchus okinawaensis, 545 nucleotides. Lineage: Eukaryota; Metazoa; Nematoda; Chromadorea; Rhabditida; Aphelenchoididae. The record is from the annotation of a GenBank genome assembly.